Molecule: messenger RNA, 2996 nt
Organism: Harpia harpyja (harpy eagle)
Lineage: Eukaryota; Metazoa; Chordata; Aves; Accipitriformes; Accipitridae
Product: cytosolic phospholipase A2 epsilon-like
Exons: 22
Coding region: 1-2637 (878 amino acids)
Biological process (GO): glycerophospholipid catabolic process
Cellular component (GO): cytosol
Molecular function (GO): calcium-dependent phospholipid binding; calcium ion binding
Source: RefSeq, a predicted model, not a curated record
AUGCUUGGACACUGUGGAGAUACAGGAGGAAUGUCUUUUGUCCUGGCACUUGAAUUCAAGCCUAGUGACAAAGCAGAAAUUAGCCUGGCAUCCCAAGUCAAAGGAACAUUCAGGAGAACUGGGAAGCAGGAUCGGUUCGUCCGAGCAAACCCACACAGGAAGAUUGGAAUCAGGAGGAGGAAUCGUGAAAGACUGCACAGUGCUGAAGAUGAGCCAGAAGUGCCUCAGUUGUGCUGGCUUACUGUAAAAAUUAUAAGCAUGAGAAAUCUCCGCAAAGCAGAUCUGUUGAGCCAAACUGAUUGCUAUGUCAAGCUGUGGCUGCCAACAGCUUCAUGUCGGGAAGCCCGGACAAGAACUGUACACAACUGCAGAAACCCUCUCUGGAAUGAAACUUUCCGCUUCAUGAUACAAAGUGAAGUAAAGAACAUCCUGGAGCUGACAGUCUGUGAUGAGGAUACUUUUACACCAGAUGACCAGCUUUUGACUGUUCGCUUUGAUGUUGCUAAAAUCCAACUUGGAGAAAAAGUUCACCUGAAUUUUCUGUUGAAUCCAGAGAAUCAGGAAGAACUAGAAGUGGAAUUUCUACUGGAAAACAUUCCAGGUGUAUCUGAGAACAUCAUUACUAAUGGCGUACUAGUGUCUCGUGAAGUUUCCUGUUUGGAAGUACAUGUGAAUGAAACAAAAAUGAAGAGAUCUUACACAAGGAGAGAUUUCACGUUCACAAUGAAAGGAUCCUAUGAAGAAAUCCAGGAUGUUUCCAAAGGUCCUGGCUGCAGACAGGGAAGCAGUGAAACCACCAUGUUCCAUUACAUCAAGCACAGUCAACCCAGACUGCACAUGAUGCUGCCAAAGGAGUGUUUUUUCUGUGGUCAUGGCUCAUCUAGGAGGGAAAUGGAUGUAAGUAGUCCCCUGGCUGUGCCUCUCCAUUCUCUGGACUUGGGAAAGAAAGUGACAGUGAUGAGAGGUGAAUCUUAUGAGGUGUCUGUGAAGGAAGCAGAUGGUUGCAAGAAUUUAGAUUUGCGUUUGGGGUUUGAUCUAUGUGCAGAGGAGCACGAUUUCAUCUGUAAAAGGAAGAAGGUGGUUGCUGCUGCUCUGAAAAAUGUUCUUCAUCUAGAUGAAGACCUGCAAGUGGAUGAGGUGCCAGUGGUGGCAGUCGUGACCACCGCAGGGGGCGUGCGGUCCAUGACGGCUAUGUGUGGCAGUCUUCUGGCUCUCCAGGAGUUAGGUGUUUUGGACUGUGUCUCAUACAUCAGUGGUUUAUCUGCCACAACAUGGACCAUGGCAAAGUUAUAUGAAGAUGCAAAUUGGUCACAGAAUGAUCUCAGAGGGCCAAUUGGUGAUGUCAGGAAAAAUGUGAUCAAGAGCAAGCUGCACUGUUUCUCGUUGGAUCAUAUGAAAUACUAUGAAAAGGAGCUUUGUGAAAGAAAGCAAGAGGGGCACAAGCUGUCCUUUACAGAUUUAUGGGGACUCUUCAUUGACUGUAUGCUACAUCAUCAGGAAAGUACUCACAAACUCUCUGAUCAGCAACUGGCAGUAAAUCAGGGGCAGAAUCCACUGCCCAUAUACCUGUCCCUCAAUGUCAAGGAUGACUUUAGCACUCUGGAUUUUAAAGAGUGGGUGGAGUUCACACCUUAUGAGGUGGGUUUCCUGAAAUAUGGGGCCUUUGUUCGUUCAGAGGAUUUUGGUAGUGAGUUCUUCAUGGGUCACCUGAUGAAGAAGAUCCCAGAGUCCCGCAUCUGCUUCUUGGAAGGCACAUGGAGUAAUAUAUUUUCCCAGAAUUUUAUGGAUGCUGUCUACCUCUCGGGUCAUUCAGAGGACUUCUGGCACAGAUGGACCCGAGGCACUGAGCAUGACAUUGAGGAACACCCUGCUCUGCCCAAGAAGCCUCAUGAACAGACAACUUGCUUAUCCAUUCCCAAAGGUUGUCUUUCAAAUACUCUUCGAGAAAUGAUGACUGGACGGCCAGUGGUUUCAACUUACCAUAAUUUCCUCAAGGGCUUGCAGCUACAUAACAAGUAUUUAGAGAAUGAGUGCUUUUGCAUGUGGAAAGACACAGUGCUAGAUUCUUCUCCCAAUCAGCUGAAUGAAAUGGGUGACUACCUCAAGCUAGUAGAUACAGCUUUCUUCAUCAACACCAGCUGCCCACCCAUUCUGAGGCCAGAGAGGAAAGUGGAUGUCAUUUUGCAUUUAAAUUACAGCGGAGGAUCGCAGACUCUGCCACUGGACCUAUUCUCAGAGUACUGUUUGGAGCAUGGGAUCCCAUUCCCAAGCACGGACCUGAGCCAGGAAGACCGGGAACACCUGAAGGAAUGCUAUGUGUUUGAGGACAGCUUAGAGGCACCAAUCUUGGCCUAUUUCCCACUGGUGUGCGAUACCUUCCAAAAAUACAAGACACCGAAUGUGGAACGCAGUCCCACAGAGAUGGAGGAGGGAAGAGUAGAUGUGUCCAACUGUACUGCUCCCUAUGGCACUGGUCUGCUUACAUAUACUGAAGAGAAUUUCAACAAGUUGCUGAACCUGUGCAGAUACAACAUCCUGAAUAAUAAAUGUUUAAUUCUUCAGGCUUUGCAAACUGCAGUGGAACGAAAGAAGCGAUUUAAAAACUGUUCUUCACCUCAGUCAUCUAAACUCUCUUAAAAUAUAUUUUAAUGAAUCUCAGCAGAAGGAGAUAUACAAAUGUUUUGGUAAUGGACUAACAAAUAUUCAGGGAACAUGAAUCCAUACAGAAUGAACAUCCACGUUAGCUUGUUAAAGAACAUGAUGUAUUUUAUUCAGUACUUUCUGUGAGGACUGAUGCUGGUUCUGGCAUUUAAGUCAUUGUCAAAUCGUGAUUACUUUUAAAAAUUCUCUUCACUGUUUUAGGGAAUGGAAAGGCAGUUGUAGAGCUAUAGGGUCCUAUUUGGAUAUACAGUCAUAUAAGAAUGAGAUUUCAACCUCAUAAAAGUCUGUGCCAGAUUUGGAUGCAAAUCUUGGUGGUAUGUGGUGUUUGAACCAGA